UUUUUAAAAAAAAUUUCACUCCUUCCGGCUCUUCUUUUCUAGCUGGUAAUUUUAAAAGCGCCGUUCCUCGAUUUUCAGCUUUUAUACCUCGCCAGUGUCUCCGUUUAUAAAAAUUUUUGCAGAUAAGGUUUGAAAUUCGCUGCCAAGGAUUCUUUGAGGAUUCUGCAGAGACCGGAAGCGUUUGUGCCUCCUCCGUCCGUACAAUAAUGGCUUUCGUCUCUUUCGUUGGCAGAGUUCUCUUCGCCUCACUGUUCAUCCUCUCUGCUUGGCAUGAAUUCAAUGAGUUUGGUGAUGAUGGCGGGCUGGUGGCAAGAUCUCUUGCACCAAAAUUCAAAAUUUUCUCAAGGCAUGUAUCAUCCCAUGCUGGGUUUCAAGUGCCACCUGUUGAAAUGAAGCACGCAGUUGCUACUGCUAUUGCCAUGAAGGGUAUUGGAAGCCUCCUUUUCAUCUUUGGCAGUUCUCUUGGUGCUUAUCUUCUGCUUCUGCACCAAGCAAUUGUCACUCCAAUAUUGUAUGACUUUUACAACUAUGACGCAGACAAGGAAGAAUUUAAUCAGCUUUUCACGAAGUUCACACAGAACUUGGCACUCUUUGGAGCCUUACUUUUCUUCAUUGGCAUGAAGAACUCAGUUUCAAGGAGACAACUCGGGAAAAAGCCUCUGAAAUCAAAGACACUGUAAAAGAGGGACUAUUGAAGAUGUGAAGAUUAGCAUUUUCGACAACUUAAUGUUGAUUUUGCCCAAGACUAGUUUUUGACUUUUAUCAGAUUUUCCUCUUCAAGGAGUUUAGGGAACUGUAAGGAGAAAAAAGAAGAGGUGUUUUAAUUAUCUUGAGAUUAUGCUAUUGUUUAUGUACUCUGGCUUCUAUGGCCACAAUUGAGAUUUAGAUGCGAACUGUGAAGUCCAUAUUUAAAUUUGCUGGUGUGUAGGAGGUUGUAACCUGGAAUCUUGUCUGUUUGCUCUUGCUGGGGUGGUAGAGAAUCUGAUGUUGAAAGCAGUUGUCACCUGUCAGUCGAGCUUUUGCUCUGCUGGUACUUGCGACCUGUCCAUUGUUGCUUACCAUUUGAUAUGAUCACUGGUAGGGCUGCUAAUAGCUCUCCCUCCAAUGAAAAGUAAGGAAAGCUUCUUGCAGCA
Molecule: messenger RNA, 1133 nt
Organism: Manihot esculenta (cassava)
Lineage: Eukaryota; Viridiplantae; Streptophyta; Magnoliopsida; Malpighiales; Euphorbiaceae
Exons: 6
Coding region: 207-680 (157 amino acids)
Source: RefSeq, a predicted model, not a curated record